Apis laboriosa (Himalayan honeybee) is the source of this 8788-nucleotide messenger RNA. Its product is annotated as 1-phosphatidylinositol 4,5-bisphosphate phosphodiesterase epsilon-1-like. Bases 1515 to 6611 code for a protein of 1698 amino acids. The record is from RefSeq and is a predicted model, not a curated record. Gene Ontology annotation, biological process: phosphatidylinositol-mediated signaling; lipid metabolic process. The transcript is spliced from 21 exons. Gene Ontology annotation, molecular function: phosphatidylinositol-4,5-bisphosphate phospholipase C activity. Lineage: Eukaryota; Metazoa; Arthropoda; Insecta; Hymenoptera; Apidae.
UGUAGGAGAGAGGGGUGGUAUUAUAUUUGCGCAGGGCCGCCCGAUAGGGCGCAGUAUCGUCGCGACCGCCGUCGCGUGCACGUCGAUUUUCUGUGCGUUUACAUAUAUACCAGACCGCGAGUGCGUCUGCACCGAGAACAUCGUUUUCCCUCCUUGUCGGUCGUAUAUACUUUGACCGGCCUCCUCUCGUAUACUCCUUUUCUUCUCUCUUUCUCUCUAUCUAUCCUUCUCGCGUUCUAUCUCCACCUCCUCUAUAUUCGCUCCUCUCUUUCUAUACCUUGUUCUCUAUUCUUCUCCUUUCUUCUCUUUCUCUCUCUCUCUGUCUUUCUUUCUCUUCUCUCUUUUUCUUCCCUUUUUCUCUGCCUUUCUUUCUCUGUCUCUCUCUCUUCCUCUCUCUUCCUCUCACAUUAUUGGCUCUCGCUCAGUUUCUCCAUUCCAUGCGUAUCCCUCCGUGUUACUCUCCUCGAUGUUUCGCGCGUGAUCGUGCCCACUGCUCCACUAUAGUUCGCGUUCCGCGAGACACAUAUGAUCCGAUCGAACUAUAAACAACAACAGAGAUCGCGAAAGUCGAGAGCGAAUCCUCGAGCAGGAGUCGUUAAGUGUUCUUGGCCCUAGAAUAGUAUGAUAUUUUCGUGAGACGGAAACCAAAGCUGGAGUUAUUCACAAUCGCGUGCAAACAUGUUAACGCCAGAAGAAAUUCUCGUCAAAAAUGUAGAAAGCAUGGCGAGGAUACACCGUUAAUGUCAUCCGUAUUAAGUUUAAGAGGGCCAAUCGAAAAACGCGGUCGUUCUUAAAAUACAAGAAAGGAGCGGAUAAGAAGAGGAGAAAAAGACGAAGGCUGUCCCAGUGAUCCUGUUGGAUAGAGGUCAAUGGAGCCAUCUUGAUGCAGGCUGGAAAACUACGUGGGGAUUACCCGUCGUGGUCGUCGGGCUGAUUUCAACGGUGAACAGUGGCGAUUCCACCCGUGGGUGGAAGCGCCGUUUUCAUCACCGUCAACGGCGAACAGUACAGCCACUUCCGCUUCCUCCACCCCACGUGGCCGAACCAUUACCUGAUAAGAGCUGGAGAAGCGGCCGCAGCCGCAGCCGCCUCGGAGCUCUGAGGAGCUGGAGGAUCUGCACAAGCUGCUGCACUUCCCCGAGGAGGUGGCGCUCAGGUUGACGGAGACCGAAUACCAGCUGUUCUACCAGGUACCGCCUGAGGAGUACCUAAGGCACGUGGCACAAGAUCAGAAUACGCAGAAACUACCUGCCAGGCCACCCCCGUCGCCGAGUCGCAGCUAUUGCAAUCCGAGCACCGCCAACAGCUCGACCCAGACCGAGGAAGAGUCUAACUGGCCUGUACCCAACUUCUCCUCUUCCGUUCAGACGCUCAUCAAUCGUUUCAAUGAGGUGAGCUCAUGGGUUACCCACGCGAUCACAAGCGGCACAACGAUAGAAGAAAGGCAGGCUGUAUUGUCCUGUCUCCUACGCGUAGCUCAAACCUGUUGGAAUACCGGAAAUUUUAACUCAGCCAUGGAAAUCGUUGCUGGCCUCAAGUCCAACAAGCUGAAACCCUUUUGGAACAGCGUGAACGAGCCGGUACCAGUUUUGGAAAGCCUCUCCUCCGCCCUUUUGUCAUCCGAGUAUGAAUUCGCGCUUGCCCGCUCGUUGGCUAUGCCGGAAUGCCCGGUGGUCCCAUUCUUCGGGGCUUUCUUGCGGGAAUUGCGGGAAGUCAUCGCAUUCGAGUCCAAGUCUCAGUACGCAGAAUGCAAGGACAACCGCGAAUCACCACGCAGAAGCAGCAAGGAUGUCGAGUCCGAAAACAUGUCAUCCUCGGGGCAAACCACGAAGAUCGCUAUCGACACUAGCACGGAAUCAUCCACGGAAUGGAACACGAGGAAUAGUUCCUUGAGGAAAAUAGAGAACAUCCCGAUCCGUGACACGGGCUCUGUCCUCGAGAAAAUCGGCGAAUUUCAUAAGCAUCAACAUGCUCGAGGCAGAGACGCGACAACUGGUUCGCUCCAUCGCACUCUGAGCAUUCACACCACUGCAAUUGAGCAGACUUACAUGGCCGAGGAAUGUGACGAGAACGACUAUCAUUUCGAUCUCGAUUCCUACAAACCGGUACAGCCAAUCACGAUCGACCAUGGGGUCGCCUUAUUUCCUGUCGCCGCACCCCACACAGGAAUGGAUCUGCAUCUAUUGCAGGUGUUGCAUCACGGGACGACGUUGGUGCACUGGGACUGCGAGGGCGGCGCCACGAGGACGGCGUUGGUUUUCGCGCGGGUGGAUCGUGCCUGCGGCACCUUCGUCUGGGAGAAACCGCCGUGGAGCCCGUUGAAGACCGCGCAAUUAGGCGGCACAGCGUCCACGGAGUUCUCCCUAACUGCCAAUCCGGAGGACACGGUGCCGGCCGGCCUGUUGUCCAAGUACACCGCCCAGCAACAGGCCGAUUGCGCCUCCGUCACGUUGGAGGAGGGUUACCUGAACCUGAGCUCCGUGAAGGAGGUGAUGAUCGGUUGCUGCGACCGGGACAGGGAGACCGAGUUGAGGAGCAUUUGCAAGAGGUACGGCCUGUCCGGAUCCGACUCGUGCAUCGGCCUUAUGUACGGCUCCAGCCUGCCGGACAAUCGACUGAUCUUUCUACUUUGCCCUCCUGCGCUUAGCAAAAUUUGGUAUAUGGGUCUUUGUUGGAUAUUAAGAGGCCUGAAGCGGCAACAACAAUUAACGGAUCGUAGGUCGCGAUGGUUGAAAGAGAAAUAUCUUCAGCUUUAUUUCGAGGAAGGUUGCCUCGAGCCGAUGACAGCUGACGCUAUAAGGGCUUUCGGCGGUCGCGAUUGGUCCAUGACUGAAAGUAUUGGAACGCUUUCACCGACGAGUAGCGGUAAUCUUCGUAAACGAAACGCCAAAGGGAAGAAAACGAAAUCCAUCGGCAAUAUUCACGCGUUAACAAAGGAUUUGAGCCUAAAGCAAUUCGACUCCUCGUCUUCGGAUGGAGGCUUAUCAACGGCCCCACUUCGGCAUAUUACGGGUAGCAGGGAAUCCUUGACGAGAAUCAUACCGGCAUCCCCACGGUCUAGCAGGGAUCGAGUACCCCCACGCAGCCCUCCCGGAUCAGCCGAACGAAUUAUUAGUUCCAACUUGCCUUACUCCAGCUUUCAGAGCCUAUUGUGCGUCGCUAGAGACAAGGAUAAGAAUGGAUCGGGAAUGUCAGGUGGGCUGGAGGCACCUUGGCAAGUGAAAGCGCGCACCACUUCCAUAAUGUACGAAACGCAGUUGAACUUUGUCGAGUUCGUCGCUUUGUUCCGCUCGUUCAGCCUGAGAGCGAGAAAGGAUUUGCGCGACUUAUUCGGCCAACUUGCGAUCACUUGCCGUAGCCAGAGCGACGGCUCUUUGAGAGACUUUAAUGUACGCCCGCCUGUGUUGAGACAGACCAGUGAUGCGACCCCUCAACGAAUCGGUCUUUUAACGAGGAAUAAUUCCAUAGACUGUCGUGAGUACAAAACCAGCAGCAACCUUCAAAAGAAGCAAGUUUUUGACGCGGUGGCUGCAGCCAGUAUCGUUAAUAAUUGUUCUGGCGUUGAUACCUCGAAAUCCCAAGUAAUCACCCUGGCGACGUUCACUAAAUUUUUGGAAUCUCGUCAACAAGAGAAAUUGACCGACGAUGAAAUCAAGGCGCUGGUCAAGCGACACGAGCCGGACCCAGGGCUACGUACACAAUGGUGUUUGUCUUUCGAGGGCUUUGCACGGUACAUGAUGGACAAGGACAAUUAUGCUUUCCCAAACGAGUAUGCAACGCCGUUCGAGACUGAAAUGCAACAGCCAUUGUCCCAGUAUUACAUCGCCAGCUCGCAUAAUACUUAUUUAACAGGUCAUCAACUCAAAGGAGAAUCCUCGGUCCAGCUUUACUCUCAGGUACUACUAACAGGAUGUAGGUGUGUAGAACUCGAUUGCUGGGAUGGCGAUGAUGGAUCCCCAGUUAUUUACCAUGGUCACACUUUCACUACCAAGAUACCGUUUCGCUCGGUCGUAGAGGCGAUUGAUAGAAGUGCUUUCGUCAGUUCCCCGUAUCCUGUCAUCCUCUCCAUCGAAAAUCAUUGUUCGCAAAGCCAACAAGCUCGAAUGGCCCAAAUAUUUCAAUCGGUAUUUGGGGACAAACUGGUGACAAAGUUCUUGUUCGAGACCGAUUUCAGCGACGACCCCCAACUGCCAUCGCCGUCGCAGUUGCGCUAUCGAAUAUUAAUCAAGAACAAAAAACUGGUGGUGGAUCCUGCCGGCCCUUUGGCGCAUCCUCCUUUGAGCCAUCGUGGAAAAAUGCUGAUGACCGAUCGCGCAUCGUCUAUGAAACAGAUGCGCACCGAUGUGAGCAGCCCUUCCGUCGUCUCCGAAUAUUUCAGCGAGGAUGACGACGACGAGGAAGAUGACGAUGAAGACGACAACAUCGAUGAUAACUCCAUUUCCAGCUACGAAAGGUAUUUGGGCGGGACGCAGGUGGCGCAUACCCGGUUAAAAUCAGAUUCCGCGGUCGACGAUAAGUCACAGAAACAAAGUAGCCAAAUAGCGAAAGAACUUUCGGACUUGGUGAUUUAUCUGCAGGCUAUUAAAUUUCGUGGGCUGAAUACGACGCCGGGAACCGCGGCUAUCGGGAAAACGCGUCAUCAACCGCACACUGGGCCUGUACAGAGGCACAGUAUAGCUGGAAUAGGAGCCACCAGCAUCGGUGCAUCUUCCGGUUCACCACAAUCCCUGUCGACAUCGGCUUCGUUAGCGAGCGGCGGGAGCAAUAUUGAAAAUCUGUUCAGAUUCACUCGUGGAGUUCCAGCUUGCUUCCAAUGCUCCUCCCUGAAUGAAAGUACGGCGAAAAAGAUAUGCAGGAAACAACCUCUAGGGGUUGUCGCUCAUGCAGAAACCCAAUUGAUACGAACGUAUCCAGCUGGUAUGCGUAUCGACUCGACGAAUUUCAAUCCUGUAAUCUUCUGGGCCUUCGGUAUUCAAAUGGUGGCGCUAAAUUAUCAAACGGACGACGCUGGGCUGAAUCUGAACGCUGCUAUGUUCGAGCAAAAUGGACAGUGCGGAUACGUUAGAAAACCUUCGGUUAUGUGGGACAAGGGUCACAUGAUGUACAGACGAUUCAAUCCAUGGGACAAAGAAUUCGACGGACUGCAUUCGGCACAUCUGACGCUCUCUAUAGUUUCCGGCCAGUACGUCUCUCCAACGAAUUUCGUGGCAAGCACUUACGUCGAAAUCGAGCUGGUCGGCAUACCGAUCGAUUGCGCCAAGCAUAAAACGAAAGUAAUACAGAACAACGCGCUCAAUCCUAUUUGGAACGAGAAAUUUUGCUUCCAAGUAAUGUUCAAAGAUCUCGCGUUUCUGCGAUUCGGAAUCGUGGAAGCGAGUUCCCAUCACUUGAUCGCCCAAAGGGUGAUCCCGUUGAAGUGCUUGAAGCCCGGCUACAGGCACGUGAGGCUACGCUCCUGCAAGAACAAACCUUUGGCCCUGUCCACGCUUUUUAUCUAUUCCCGUUUGGAGGAGGAGAGCCUCGAUUACAACACGUGUUGCCGGGAUCACAAGGAGUCGUCGAAGCGGCCCUCGUCCGGCAAAGAGCCGGAAAAACUGACCACCGUUGACCCUGGACUAGGCGGGGUGACGUUGAAGAGGAGAAUGUUCUUCCUGAUGGUUUAUCACGUGAUACCGGACGAACCGUACACCAUACUGAAGGUGACGCAGGAGAGCACCACGCAGGAGGUGAUGCUGCAAGCUCUUCAAAAGGCUGGAAUAUCCGCGGACCGCGUCGACGAGUACAUCCUCGUCGAGGAGGUGUCUUGCGGUUGGGAGAAGAGGGACAGGGAAGAACUGCCCACCCAACGGGUGCUGGAUCCGACGGAGCAUCCGUUGCAAGCUCAAGCUCUGUGGAAGGGGCAGGGCCGUUUUCUGCUGAAGAGGGUGGGCGACGACCCGAGCAGCAGGGCAUGGUUGGCCUCGAUCAGAAGCACGGCCGGCCACUCGAAGCUCGACUCCGAGAGGGACACGUCGACGCAUAUCUGGGACGAGGCUGACACGUUUCUCGUUUGCGUCUACAACGUGUCGCCCGACAUACCGUACGCGAUACUCCGCGUGCCCGUCAGCAGUUCCGCCCAAGACGUUCUUGCCCAGGCGCUGGUUAAAGCGAGAAGGAUGGAGGACCCGAUGAAGUUCGCUUUGGUCGAGGAGCUGGAAUGGGGUGGGACCGGGGCUGUUGGGAGCGGCAGCCGCCAACUGAGGGUGUUGCGCGACGACGAGAACGUGUACAGCACCCAAGCCUUUUGGAAGACCCUGGGAAGAUUCAUCAUGAGGGAAAGGGAGCAAGCGAUACCCAGGCGUCACCUGUUGCCGGCCACGUUGGACAGGCUCAGCAAAGGUUUCUCCGUGGGGAGGUCGGUCUCCUUGCCCGGUUCCAGCAAGGAGAAGGUCCCUGUCUCCGAAGCCCUCUCCGACCCGACCUCCAGAGGGCUCAGGCAUCGUCUGCUGAUGCACGGCCGUAGGAGGGAAGUUCACUCCGAUGGCGAGGAUACCCGCGAGUCCGAUAUCUUGAACGCGGCCCUCCACUUGAAAAAAGUGUCGUUGAGGAAGUUGAGGGUGUGGAAGUCAUAGUGGCAGUCAAGGGCGACGUCGAUAUCCUCGAUCUUCGCCACUCGGAGAAACCAACCGUAAGUUUACGAGUUUGAUAGAAUUGCAUUGCAUCGUAGGGGGUCGAAACGUGAGAAUCGAGAUUAGGUGCGAGUGGGAGCCUUCGAAUGUUGUCGUUUUUUAAGAAAAGAAAAGAAACACUCCACUCGAUAACCAGCAUUGGAACCGGUUAUGGUAUUAGUAAAAAAAAAAAAAAGGAAAAAAAAGAUGCCUAAUUGUACUCAACACUGCUUAAAAUAUGCUAUAAAUCUGGAUCUUUAAAAAACGUUAUUACUUGGAGAUGGAACCGGUGUUAGCGACGAACAGUAUCAUCGGUUGAGACAGAGUUUGAUUGGACGUAAAGAAAAAUUGCAAAAAGACACGCUCGUGUUUGGAGUUGAAUGUAAGUUUGAGAGAGAGAGAGGGAGAGAGAGAAAGAGAGAUAGGAAAGCGAGCUACGAUACGUUCGAACAAUCCUGUUAACGCAUAUUACGCGCUGCCUCGAAUUUUUAUGAAACUCAUCAAUGAUUUCGUACGCGUCCAUAUCUGUUUCGUCACACUGAUACCACUGAACAGUGGAUAUAUUUGUCUCCUCUUUUAUUUAAAAGCUUUGAAAAUGAAUUUAAUAUAACUUGAUAUAGUAUCCUUGACAAUUCGUUACUUUUAACUGUUCAUCAUCAUCACUUUUCUAGUCAUAUUGAUAUUAUACAAAUAUACAAACGUUACAUGAUCUCCAAGAAAAUGAGUUCCUUGAAGAGAAGAGUACCGAAGGAUAGUCCAAAGAUAAUAAUAAUAAUAAUAAAAAAAAAAAGAAAGAUAAUUUUAAUCGCAAGCUUUAAUUUCGAUUAGAUUGAUUCUUUUGGUUGUAAAUUAAUGUACAUCUGUUUUUCCAUAUUUUUUUAUACAUAUGUAUAUAUUUUUUUAAUCUAUACAAUAUAUUUUAAUACACGUGUAUAUUUAUAUGUAACUCUAUUGAAAGGAACAUUUGCGUAUCACAUUGUGAGGAAAAAUGGCUUCGAAAUGUGGCUUUUAUCAAUAAUAUAGGGGGAUUUUUACGGUGGAAAAUCUACUGAGCAUUUAAUUUUCUUUCGAAAAUGAAGCCGAUCAAUCUUUCAAUUUUCAAAAUAUGGAUAUAACUUACAGCGGGACCUGAUUCAUUUUUAUAAGCAUUGACUUGUCCUUCGAAUAAUUAACGCUUGCACUUUAAGUACCUGACUCGUUUUUAGAAGUUCUUUUACUCAUAAUAAUCUUCGACAAAAUUGUUAUAAAUAUCACGAUCAAUGCAUAUCGAUCAUGCAGUCACAAAUAUUAAAUUUCCAUUAAAAUUCUGACAAUCAAAGAAUAUUAUUUAAUUCUAUAUACAUAUAUAUAUAUUUUUUUUUUGUAAAAAUUUUACUUUUUUUAACAGAAAUAUUGCAAUAUCUUUUUACUUAUCGAAAUAUUCGCUCUUUUUUAUAUUUUGAUUAUUUUUCAUGUAAAAAAAAAGACAAUAACGAAUUGCUUCUCUUAUUGCUUUUCCAACAAAUUUUUUACAACAAAGUUUUGAAAAAAACUUUGAAAAUAACUCUCGUUACAAACUUGACUGCAUGAUUUUUUUCAAGAACACAUUCAAAUAAACAAAAAAGGAUAUAUCAAAUUUAUUUAUCUCAUCUACGAAAUAUAAAAUUUCCAUAAUAUCAUAAUUUUCUAUCUCCUCUACACGCGUUACAUACCUCAUAAGAUUAAUAUUUUAUUUCCACAUCGCUCCAUCCCCUCCCCACUUUAUAGAAGACAAAGUAGCAACGUAAAGUAAGAAUCUACGUCUAAGUAAAACAAAAAAAAAAAAAAAAAAAAAAGAAAAAAAAUGACGAACGAGACGUCUAGUCAAGCUCUAUCAUCGAUGUAUGUUUAGAGACGCACUUCAAGUAAGAUAUAUAUAAAAUUUUAUACGAACACGACACUAAACUCGUCCAUAAUCGAACAAAGCGGCAUUCUAACCGAGAGAUUCAUCGUAGAUCAAAAAGAGAAAAAAAAGAAAAGAAAAGGAAAAAAAAAAUGGAAAAAACAAAUUCUCGAAAUCGCGCAGUGAAGGGGUAAAAAGAGUUACAAAGUAAAAAUUAACUUGUUACAGCUCUAGUAUUUAAUAAUAAUAAUAAUAAUAAUAAUAAUAAUAAUAAUAAAGA